AUGAAUCCAACGUUAGGUGAUUAUGCUAAUGAGGAUGACGAUUCGAUGAUCGAAUGGCUUGCAGGCCAACAGCAGGAGUCGAAGCUUGAUGUGUCGGGAUCCCCUCCACGAUCAGCCAGUGUGGUAGCUAAAGAGAUCAAGGUGGAUCCAGGAAUUUAUGGGGGGCCCAUGUCUUGGAAUACUCACAUAUUUAGUGCAUCUUCUGGUGGUGGAGCCUUUUGUAAUGGACAAAAGAUUCAUGUUAGUCAGACCGAUCAAGUGGAACUUUCGGUCUAGGUAGCUGGAUUUGGAUAUGAACAUGAUGAUGCUUGGGCAACCAACAUGAAUCUAUUCAAGGAAUUUACUGACAUUAGCAGGGGCGUGAGAAGACUUGGUGCUGCUGCUAUUGACAUGUCUCAUGUUGCUUUCCAUAUUGUGGAAGCCUGCUGGGAAUAUCAUCUUAAGCCAUGGAACAUGACCGCUGGUAUCCUGCUGAUCUUAUCUCUGAAGAUAUCUAGAAGACUAACUAAAUACCUGCUUGUUUAUUAUAGCAUGAUAGAUAUUUCAGAUCUUGCUUUCCUCCUAUAUGCUGCUCUUUGUCAUGCAAAUUAUAUCAGUGGUGAUGAGCCGAACAUGGGUAGCAAGCAUUCUCUUGCCUAUUUGGGGCUGCUUUAUGAUCUCUACUACAGAGUCUGUGCAUAUGGGAAUUGGUGCCAUAUUAAUGAGACCAUAUUUUUUUUCCAUUGGCGACCAGCCUUCUCAGACGAGUGCACUAAAACAACCUUUCCUUCUUUUACAACUGGCUUGUAAUUGGAUUGACAAUGUUGUCUUUUGGCAUGUAAUGAUUACUUUCUUCUAGCUUACACUUCUGAAACAAACAUUUUGAAGAAUAUAACUCCAGGAAGACAUCUGAGAGAUGAGACCUGAUACAAAACAUCGCUUUAAUUUCAGUCUGGUAUUGAGCUCUUGAAUAU
Molecule: messenger RNA, 953 nt
Organism: Elaeis guineensis (African oil palm)
Lineage: Eukaryota; Viridiplantae; Streptophyta; Magnoliopsida; Arecales; Arecaceae
Source: RefSeq, a predicted model, not a curated record